Messenger RNA from Staurois parvus, 315 nucleotides. The record is from the annotation of a GenBank genome assembly. NCBI's taxonomy places the organism in Eukaryota, Metazoa, Chordata, Amphibia, Anura, Ranidae.
GUACUGAGUGAGCUGUGAUCAGUCACAGCUUGUCACAUGGUGCAAGGCUGUUGUGAAUAGCCUUGUACCAUAUUUCACAGGUAGUAAGCAAUGAUGUCACAAAUUACUUUGCAUGUGAUCACUGAUUGGCCAAUCAGUGAUCACAUGAUCGGGACCUCGUACAGAGGUCCCAUUCGACGAUCGGUGUUUCACUGUGCCCGGAGGACACAGCGGGCACCGGAUCGCGGUGCUACGCGCUCCCAGGGAGCGGCCACCCGACCCUGCAGUGCCACCAUCCGGCCGUUUAUAUGCAACGGCCAGUCAGGAAGUGGUUAA